ACAUGUCAUCUUCUCCACUCGAGGCUAUCUAUAGCAUCGAUAGCUCCGAAAAUUUCCAAAUCAAGAAGGAAAAAGGACAACUGAGGAUAUCUUUUUGUGAUUAUUUUUUCUUUUCCUACCUGAUGAAAAUCGUGAGUCGUCGAUCAAUCGCUUUCUGAUCUAUAUGCGUAAUCUCUGUAAGUUUUUUAAGUCAUGUAUGGUUUUCGAGCUUCGUGGUGAAGUUGCUGGCAGAGGCGGUCCCAUGUAUAUUCUUCCAGAUUGACAGGGCAGUGUUCCUCAUGGAAUCUUAAGUUCCUUUAAAUAUUGUUGGUUUCCUCCGGGUGACUAUCCACUGAGUUGAAGACGUCAGGCUUUCUACAAGGGAAAAUGAUGGAAAAUAAAGAGAAGAAGUUCCUUACAGUAGCGCCCUUUGAGUGUGCUUGGAGACCGGAUUUGAAAUUCCGGGAAGCUGGUAGGGGUUGUGUGGCUUUUGAAGCUUUCGCUCACAAUGAUGUCACUGUUGUGUUCCGGGAGAAUGUUGGGAGCCAGCAUUAUCAUUACAAGAGAGAUAAUAGCCCUCAUUACACAGUGAUUAUUGGCAGUAACAGGAACAGGAGAUUGAAAAUUGAGGUGGAUAAUAAAACUGUGGUUGAUGAAGCUGGAGUAGGGCUGUGUUGUUCUUCAGCAUUUCAGAGUUAUUGGAUUAGUUUUUAUGAUGGUUUGAUUUGUGUUGGGAAAGGAAGAUAUCCAUUUCAGAAUCUUGUCUUCCAGUGGUUAGAUUCAAAUCCAAAUUGCAGCGUCCAAUACGUUGGACUCAGUAGCUGGGACAAGCAUGUGGGGUAUAGAAAUGUCAAUGUGUUGCCCCUUAAAGGAAACCAUAUAUUGCUGUGGAAGCAAGUGGAUUACGGUGAAUAUAGUGGGGAGGAGAACAGUGACGAGGAGUUGGAAGAUGCACAGAUAGGCUAUGAAAAAUGGGGCCUUGAAAAUUUUCUCGAGAGUUGGGAGUUGUCUGAUAUGUUCUUCGUUGUUGGUGCUGAGGAAAAACCAGUGCCUGCUCACAAGGUGGUCUUGCAAGCAUGUGGUAACUUUCCUCUGGCUUCAUCUGGUGAAGAUGUUAUUCAGUUGCAGGGGAUAGCAUAUCCAAUUCUACAUGCACUUCUUCAAUAUAUCUACACAGGAAGGACCCAGAUUUCAGAAUCACAACUAGGUUCUUUACGGGCUUUGAGCUUACAAUUUGAUGUAAUGGCAUUGGUGAAGCAAUGUGAGGAAACCAUGGAGCGGUUUAAACUAAACAAAAAGUUGUUUGAUUCUGGAAAGAAUGUGGAAUUGUCUCAUCCAAGCUCUAGGCCACAAUGUUGUGUCUCAUUUCCCUCGGGACUUCCCAUCAAGAUGCAGAAGCUGAAACAAAUGCAAUCGAUUGGCCAAUACAGUGAUGUACACAUUUAUAUUGAUGGUCAUGGUCUUGUUUCACAGCCUCACAAAAUCAUUCUUAGUUUGUGGAGUGUCCCAUUUACAAAGAUGUUUACAAAUGGAAUGAGCGAGAGCAUUUCCUCCAUGGUUCGCUUAAAAGACAUAUCACCAGAAGCAUUCAAGGCGAUGCUUGAAUUUAUGUAUAGCGGGGAGCUGGAUAUGGAAGAUACUGCAGAUUUCGGUACCUUGUUACUUCAGGUUCUUUUAUUGGCUGACCAAUUUGGAGUCACGCUUCUCCAACAGGAAUGCUGCAAAACUCUGUUAGAAUGCCUUUCAGAGGACUCAGUAUGUCCAAUCUUGAAAGCGGUUUCAUCGAUCCCAUCAUUUAAACUUGUCGAAGAAACAUGUGAGAGGACAUUUGCUAUGCACUUUGACUAUUGUACUACUGCAAGCCUCGACUUCAUCUUGUUAGACGAGACAACUUUUAUCAGUAUCAUUAAGCAUCCAGACCUGACAGUAACAUCUGAAGAAAGAGUUCUUAAUGCAAUAUUAACGUGGAGCACCAAAGCUAAUGAAUUGUAUGAGUGGGAAUUGGUCGAUGAGCUACUGAUAAGUUCAACUCCUGAAAUCGUUUUCACUGAGAGGCUUCACUCGGUUGAUGUUGCGUUGCCAUUCGUGCGUUUUGCGUUGCUUUCUCAUGCCUUGCUUAAGAAGUUGGAGACGAGCAAUCUUGGCAGGCAUAUUCCUGCUUUUGGCAUACUUGUGAAGGAGGCCAUUGAUUCUGCAGAAUCUGGAUUGGCAAAGUCUGGAGAGGACCAAAAUAUAAGAUUUCAACAUCGGCAAUCUAGUUUUAAAGAGCUUCAGUAUAUAUGUGAUGGUGACAGCAAUGGAGUUCUGUAUUUUUCUGGCACGUCAUAUGGGGAUCAUCCCUGGGUUAAUCCUGUUCUCUCUAAGAGAAUCACCAUAGCAGCAAGCAGUCCUACUUCAAGAUACACUGACCCCAAGGUGUUGGCUUCGAGAACUUACCAGGGAACAUCUUUUGCUGGACCUCGCAUGGAAGAUGGACAUAAUUGUGCAUGGUGGAUGGUUGACAUUGGCCAAGAUCAUCAGCUUAUGUGCAACUAUUACACUCUGAGACAGGAUGGAUCACGGGCUUACAUAAGAUUCUGGAAUUUCCAGGGCUCUCUAGAUGGGAAAACCUGGACAAACUUGAGAGUUCACGAAAAUGACCAAACGAUGUGCAAGCCUGCGCAGUUCGCCUCGUGGCCUAUAAUCGGACCAACUGCCCUACUCCGGUUUAGGUUCUUCAGAGUUGUUCUGACAGGUCCCACAGCAGAUGCUUCUAAUCCAUGGAACUUUAGUAUUUGCUUCUUAGAACUCUAUGGAUACUUUCACUGAAGAGUUGGUUAAUUCUGGCUUGUAUGAUAGAACUUCUCAACGUCUGUGUGAUAUAGAAUGCAUUUAGAAAAUAAAGUUGAGAAACAAGUACUCAGGACAUAUGCUAAACGAUUUUGUUUUUUCUUUUCCCUGUGAGGGAAUAAUCUCCUUGAAGAAAGUUGUUGUCAAAGGACUCGAAGUGUUUUAAGACAGAUUUUAUUUGUGGC
This is a messenger RNA of Tripterygium wilfordii, 2993 nucleotides long. RefSeq names its product BTB/POZ domain-containing protein At2g30600. The record is from RefSeq and is a predicted model, not a curated record. Lineage: Eukaryota; Viridiplantae; Streptophyta; Magnoliopsida; Celastrales; Celastraceae. The transcript has 13 exons. Gene Ontology annotation, molecular function: protein binding. The coding region runs from base 367 to 2787 and encodes 806 amino acids.